Molecule: messenger RNA, 2848 nt
Organism: Gadus morhua (Atlantic cod)
Lineage: Eukaryota; Metazoa; Chordata; Actinopteri; Gadiformes; Gadidae
Gene: wdr31
Product: WD repeat domain 31
Exons: 10
Coding region: 304-1365 (353 amino acids)
Molecular function (GO): protein binding
Source: RefSeq, a predicted model, not a curated record
UUACCAUGUGAUCCAAGACCACGCCCUGGUUGCGAUGGAAGCGUCGCUAUGCCACCGCCCUGCAGGACGAGUCGCGUUACUCUCUAACCAUUUGCUUUACGACAAUUAAUGUUGUGUGAAUGUGUCAUCAUGAAGUUAUCGGAGAUGAACACGUGUUUCGUUUCCUUCAAGUUUCUUUGCUACUUUUUUGUUGCGCUCCCUGGGCAUGAGAGACCAAAGCGAGAUUAAUUAGCAUGCAAGCUAGCAACUUGUAGCUUCCCUGCAACUACAUCUAACGUUACUUGUGACUGUGGGGUUGCUGACAUGGGCAAACUACAGAGCAAGUUCAGAAAGAGGUCACAACUGUACAGGGCGUCUCAGAGGGGUGCAGCAGAUAACUCGACUGACAGUCAAGUCUUGCAAUAUGAACUUGCUCAUCAGGGAUCCAUCAAUACUGUCACAAAUCUCAGCCCAGAUCUGUGUGUGUCCGGAGGGAGUGACCAGGCAGUGGUUGUGUACGACUGGAAACAAGGACGGAUGUGUCAGUCGUUCCAGGGUCACACCCGAGAGGUUACCAAGGUUCAGUGUUAUGCGGGUAGCACAUGGAUCUUCAGUGCCUCCCGGGAUAAGAGUGUGUUAAUGUGGGAUCUGGACCAAGGGGACGAACCCAUUCAGGAGUUCUGUGGUCAUGAAUUGGUGGUCAAUGGACUUGCUGUCAGCCCUGAAGGGAGGAAGCUGUGCAGUGGUUCCCGUGACAACUGGAUGUGUCUGUGGGACAUUGAAUCUGGCCAAUGUGAGCAAAGGCUCAACAUCUCCAGAAAUCUGGUGACUCAUGUGUGUUGGGUACCAGGAAGCUCGUCAUUAGUCCAGAGUUCAGAGGACAAAACUAUCAGGGUUUGGGACAGCCGUUCCUGGCAGGUGACCAACACAUUUCCAGCCAAACAAUACAUCCAGACCCACUGUGACGUUUGUCCCAACGGAAACUACCUGGUGUCCAGCAGCAACGGCUUCGGGGGCCAAGGGUGUGAGGCUACGCUGUGGGAUCUACGUCAGCCUGGGUGUAAGGUGGUGGAAUACAGGGGGCACAUCCAGACCACCGCCUGCUGUGUGUUUCUGCCUACUGGUCCCUCUGGCAUAUCCCGGGUGGCCACCUCCUCCCAUGACGGCUCCCUCAAAAUCUGGGAUCAGAACACUGCCGCCUGCAUGGGAACAUUGACGCUGGACGGCGCCGGCCCCCUGGUGUCUCUGGCUCCCAGCGACCCCAGCAGCCUACUGUGUGCCAGCUUCAACGCUGGGAUCCACUUCAUUCAGGUGGACGAGGUUUCGGGUCAGGGUUCUGGCCCUGGCGGUUCGGCAUUGGACAUAAAAGUAGUCGCUCGCUUUUAGUACAAACUCGCACCACCUGGUAGAAUGAUUUUUAAUGUUGAUUGUUUUUUUUAUUUGUCUUUGAAGGAUUUUUUGAUUUUUCAUGAAAGAAGUUUAAAUUACUGAUGGAGUUGUGACAAUUUGGCAGGUUGGUGGGAAGGAAAGCUAAUGCUUUGAACAUGACGUCCAUUUUGUUUUGCUCCAGUGUUUAUUCGAAGCCGUUAAUCUCUUGCUGCCAAUUUUAAAUUUGGUUUGGCCAAUUUGGUUUCUUAAUGUGAACUAUAGGGGAAGUUGCAACUUCGGGAUUUGAGUGGCAAGUACAAGGGAGUCGCCAAUCAAUAUUAUUUAUGGUCGUAAUGUCAUGUUCGAUGACUUGGAUUUAGUUAUGUAAUCUCACGAAAACGAGGAUAAGCCAACACGCUAAACAGUAUAUUUCAUGUAGUCAUCAUGAAAGCCUGUAGCCCCCACUGCCAUUUCAUCACAGAUGUGAAAUCUGUAGUUUCAUCAGCACAUAUCAACGCACACAUUUUCCAUAGAUUUACAAUGGUUAGAAUAUGGGUUUUUGGUGAAUCUCAGAAACAUUCUUCUUGUUAAUGUUAAUGUUUAAUGAAAAAGAAAAAGAUAUUUCAGUAAAUUUAGGGUAAAUGUAUUAAAAUCCUUAACAUUCAGAGAGAAGGGACCUCGAUGAAGUAAUAUCCAUUUGCUACACAGGUUUAGUGGUUAACUGAUUAGAGAGAGGGAAGGAUAUCCGUUUCUGUUAAAUGUUUCAUACAUUGCUUGGUCACAUAACUUGUAGAAAAACAUCAACACUGUCUGUGUUGUUUUCCUCCUCUUCUUAUUCUUGCCCAAGGGACCAAUAACUGACAGCUCACGUGAAGGAAAAAUCAGAAAUUGCAUUUUUGUAGUAGGAGGGACUGGAGCAGAACAGAUGCUGGCCAAUGAUAACUGGCAUCCUCUCCUAGUCUAAUGCCAUAGUUAUCGUACACAUUGUGUAGACCAACAGAAAGCACUCUACAUAUUAGUCCUAGUAAAGUAUUCAACUCUCUGACUUGGAUUCUGUGUGCUGAGAACUGUGCAAGCACUACUAGCCAUCUGAAUGUGCUUCUAUGUGUUUUUGGUAGAACAAUCUCAACUUCUUCAAAAAUGUACUAAGUUAUAAUGUACUCCUAAUGUGCAUUAGGGCUACAUUGUAACUGCUAUGAGUGAUGUAUUUCUGGAUGCGUGUGGACACAAUUUUUGACUGUGUCAGAGGGCAUCAAUUAGCACUGUGUGUACUGACCUUUUAGGGUUAUGGUUGUAAUGUUUUAAACUAGACAAUGUGCAAUGAUAAUCAAGAGAUCUAUAUUAACGAGCAGGAUGUAAUCCUAGUUAGUUGUAUUUAUGUAUAGAGUCUACUUGUAAUAUAAGACUAUUUUUCUAAAAUAUCUUGCUCAGGAAAUGUCUCGUCUACGUGUAAAUCAGCAUUUGAUACAAAAAUAAACGUUUUUAUGAUUUUUAAAACUUA